Punctularia strigosozonata HHB-11173 SS5 is the source of this 594-nucleotide messenger RNA. RefSeq lists its product as uncharacterized. NCBI's taxonomy places the organism in Eukaryota, Fungi, Basidiomycota, Agaricomycetes, Corticiales, Punctulariaceae. The record is from RefSeq and is a predicted model, not a curated record. Bases 1 to 594 code for a protein of 197 amino acids. The transcript has 3 exons.
AUGAUGUUUCCCCUUGGAAAUACGGAAGAAUACGAGAAAGCAUGGUACAAACAUGCCCGAAAACACCGCAGGGCUUUGUUGCAGCUCCCUGGAUGGAUGACGGGCGAACAUGUUCAUCCUGGUGACUGUCCACUGUUUCACUACGGUGUGGCAGCACCGUUCGAAAGACUUCGGGCCUACGCCGUCCACAAAGGUUUCAUGAAAGCAGAUGCGGACGACAUCGCCCUGUAUUCCUGCACCAAACGCAUCACCCGCAGUUUGAUGAUUGCUAGCGACGCGACUCUUCACUUCGCUUGCACAGUGCACCCCGUUCAUGACUACGUUAUUGCGCUCCACACCAACGUCACCGCGUACCGCGAGAAACUAGUUGAUACGGACGAAGAGGAAGUGGUGGAAAUCAUCAAGCGCGAACUCGGAUUAGACCCGAAUACAACCGCUCGAUGGUACUGGGAUCUCGAGACUCCAAAAUCGGCCAGAGUUGACGCGGUCGAAGCGCCGUCCAAAAGGAAAACAUCCCAUAAUACGCCAGCAGCCGAAGGAUGCACCGCGCAGCGUAUGGCAUCGGGAGUCCGAUUUGCUAUAGCUGCCCAUUAG